Molecule: messenger RNA, 739 nt
Organism: Schistocerca serialis cubense
Lineage: Eukaryota; Metazoa; Arthropoda; Insecta; Orthoptera; Acrididae
Exons: 5
Coding region: 8-739 (243 amino acids)
Source: RefSeq, a predicted model, not a curated record
AGACACUAUGCAUGUUUACUUAAUAAAAAUUGGAGCCCUUUUGACUACAGUGCUUGUCUCAUCCGCAGCAUAUGAAUCCCAUCAAACACCAAGUAUACAAGAUUCUAACCACGAUAACUUCCAAUGGUCUGAACUUGGGGCAUUUGAAGCAAACAGAAGUCGACAUGGUCGAAUAUUUCACUUCACAAAAGAACCAAUAAAUAUCAGGGUGGAACUUGGGUUUGCUAUACCAUUUCUCUCAAUACCUGUGGGAGGUCACCAACAACCAGGUUUGGGCCAAGUUGAUGUCAAUCUAGGAGCAUUGACAGCAGGUGGCAUACUUACAGCAGCAUCACUUAUCUUCAUUCCCAAACUGUUCAAAGGACUUUCACCUGAAAUCACAUUUGGUCGCAGUGAAGAAGAAGCUGCUUACGAGACCAACGCAUUUUCUCGUAUAGACGAUGUACUGCAACAGCACAAUAUAAGUUCAGCUGUCUGCACACAGAGAGUGACAUGUUGGAUCAUUGAUAAUGCACUAUCUAAAAUCAAGGAAGGAAAUGCUGGUAGCUUUGAAAAAAUUAUUGAUGGAAUUGUGAGUAACAAGUGGCUGGAAGGCUUUGUGGAAGGCACUCCAUUUCAAGAAGCAAUAAAUAAUGCUAAGACUGGAAAAGAUUGUAUAAAUAUGUAUUCAAAGUGCCCUUUAACAAAGGAAAAGCUGAAGUCUAUGGCAAAAUCUUUUGUUGCAACUUUAAAUCUGUAA